Molecule: messenger RNA, 1216 nt
Organism: Girardinichthys multiradiatus
Lineage: Eukaryota; Metazoa; Chordata; Actinopteri; Cyprinodontiformes; Goodeidae
Exons: 5
Coding region: 1-702 (233 amino acids)
Biological process (GO): negative regulation of T cell proliferation; positive regulation of T cell proliferation; cellular response to lipopolysaccharide
Cellular component (GO): external side of plasma membrane
Source: RefSeq, a predicted model, not a curated record
AUGAAUGGAGGCAGAUUGCGAUGGACUGACAACCUGUCCAGGGUGAACCCGCCUCCCGCCCAUAGACUGCUGGAGAUCGACCCACUAUGGAUGAAGCUGUAUAGAAGGGAGAAGAUGAUCUGCAGGAUCCUGCUGCUCAUCAUCCUCAACUCAUGUCUCUGUGCAGCAACAUUUGUAGUGAAUGAGACACAGAGCUGCUAUCAGGCAGAGGAGAACCACAACAUCACUCUGGAGUGGGCCUUCACCACCAGACCUCAUGGAUCCUGGAGAUAUCUGUUUAUUGACUGCAGCUUGUUAGCUCCUCACAGAGAACUGGUUCUGUAUCAGGUCCAUGAUGGUGUUGAGGUGUCAGAGUCUCAGGAUGAACAGUUUUCAGGACGAGUCCAGAGUGACAAAGACGUCCUCAGAGAAGGACGAAUCAGACUCCAUGUGUCCAGACUGAGGACUGAAGACUCUGGUCUGUAUCCGUGUGACGUGAUGAAUGAUGAAGGUUCUGGUUCUGGAAAAUGUUGUCUCAACGUCUCUGCAGCUGCUGAUGUCUCCCCAACCCAGAGACCGACUGUGGAUCCAGAACCAGGAGGUCCAGGAUGGAUCUUCCUCUAUGUUUUACUGGGACUGACAGCAGCAGCAGCAGCAGCUAUGAUGGUCAAACUUCUCCUAAACUAUUAUUUCAAAGCAUCAAACUCAUAUUCAGUCAUUUAACAGAACCCUGAAGGUUCCUGAAGCUGCUAUAGGAAGAGUUAAAUAAGAGAUGCCCUCUAGUUUAAUUCUUCAUUAUGUGGAGAUAUAUUAUGUGUGUGCAUUAUUAUUAUUAUGUUCAUAAACAGUGUGGGAAAUAAAAUGUAUAACCUGUGUUAGUAUAAGACAUUGUGCCUUGUUGCAAAAACUUGGCCUUGAGUGUGGUGAAGCAGAAAAAUAAUGAAGAACUGUAGGGGUAGGAAAAGGAUGUGAAAAGAUUAACGGGCCAAGUACUCCCUUCUCAUAUCAGUAGAAAAAGCAGAGUGCAGGUGCAGGAAAAGUAAGCAGGAUAAUAACUUUCUAAAUAUGGUAGGCCGGAAAAGUUGGUACGUAACUAUAUGUGUGAAAAAACUGUAAUCAGGGCGCUGCCCAGUUUCAUGUGUGUUUUAAUAAAAACAAUGAGCCCACCUAGAAGCUCCGAAGUUGUGUGUGUGUCCCACAGAGAGCUUCCCCUGGGCCAGGUACUCUAAAUUCAAUA